ACGGUCACCGACAUGUUUAAAAGUCAUGUUUGAAGGAGAGUGCCAGUGAACGACUAAGUUGUCGACAGUUGCAUAUAAGCCGACAUUUCACUGAAUGAAAUGGUUUCUGUAACUGAAAGAUGAAGUUAUCAUGAAUACAGCUCGAAUUCUACUACGGAGUCAGUGUGUACGGUGCCUAGCACCCUUCGCCAGGACCACACACCUACAGGCUGUGCUCUCCAAUGGAGGCCUGGCACAUUGCUCCCUCGGUCUAAGCAGUACCGGUGUCCAGCAGGUGCACCGGGCAUUCCAUGCCAGCUCCAGGUACGACAAGAACCAGCCUGUGCCCUCAACUCUCAGAGGAAGUGAGGAGGAUGGCAACAAGGACAAGUCGUUGGUUGCCCAUGACGACCUGUUUGAAAGGGCGGGCAAAGAGGCAAAGAACAAAGCCACAUUCAACAAGGUCGUGGAGGUUUUCAACAAGAGGGAUGUGCGCCGGCGAGGCCACGUGGAGUUCAUAUACGCAGCGCUGAAGAAGAUGCCAGAGUUCGGGGUGGAGCGAGACAUCACCGUUUAUAACAAGCUCUUGGAUGUUUUUCCCAAGGAGGUGUUUGUGCCACGGAACUUCAUCCAGAGGAUGUUCAACCAUUACCCACGGCAACAGGAGUGCGCAGUAGAAGUGCUGGAACAGAUGGAGAAUCAUGGAAUCAUGCCAAACGUGGAGACCAAGGUCCUCCUGGUGCAGAUCUUCGGGCCCAAGGGCCACCCGGUGAGGAAGUACCAGCGCCUCAUGUACUGGUUCCCCAAGUUCAAGCACGCUAACCCGUUCCCUGUGCCCCACGAGCUGCCCGCAGACCCGGUGGACCUGGCCCGCUUCAGCCUCACGCGCAUCGCCAACGACAUGGACACCAGAGUCACCGUCUAUCAGAUGCCCUACACAGACAUCACAGAGACUGGCGAGGAGGUCCAGGAGCCGCACAUUGUUGGGAUCCAGAGUCCAGACCAGCAGGCCCUCCUGGCCAAGCACAACCCCAGCAAGCCGGUGUUUGUGGAGGGACCGUAUCCCCUGUGGCUCAGGAGGACCUGCGUCUACUACUAUGUGCUGAAGGCAGACCCGGUGCCACCUGAGGAGAAGGUGGAGGAGUACAUGGACCUGGAGCUUGUGGGUCCUCAGCAAUCUAUUCACUACCCUCUGUGGAUAGACAUGGAUCUUCAGCGUGACAUGGGGGAUGAUUUCAGCUUCAAUGUGGACGACGUGGAGGAGGGGGCCAUCUACGCCAUGUGUAUGGCCGGCCAGGGUGACCAGGUCACUCUGGCCCGCUGGAUCGCAGGCCUCCAGGAGACCAACCCUAUCUUGGGUCGCAUCCCCACCGUCUUCCGCCUGGAGUCCGGGCCCCGGGAGCUCCAAGACCUCACGGAACCACAGCGGCCUCCAGGAGCGGACAUGGAGGCGGAACACAGCUCAGAACCUGACCAUGUCAUGGACCAGCAGCUGGGGGGGCAGAGAGUGAAGCAGUGAGGGCCGCAGGGAGGGUCAGCAGCUUACUGCAGCGUCAUGCCAACGUGUCCCAGGUCUACUCCAAGAGGAUUAGAUGAUAACCCUAAUGUAAUAUUAGUUCCAACACUCAGAUACUCCUGAGGGGCUAGCUGGCUUAGUUGUGCUUUGCUGGGAUUGCAACUUGAACUCUACAAGAAGACCGGAUACUCAGUCAUCCCUAACAGCAAAAAAAUAAAGACGGUUCAGUGCAUCAUCUGUUUGCAAAAGGUCCUCUGCUGAUGCACGUGUGUGGACACUCUUGUUAAAUACUGAAGACAUAUUUUUAUUUUAUGUAACUGGUUCAGAUUCAAACCUUUUUGUUUAUUUUGACAGUCAUUUUAAUCAGAAAUAUGUCCAUUGGUGGUAAUGUCUGAGUGAAUGUGUAUUAUUUAAAUGUAUGAAAAUGAAAUCAUGCAAUAUUGUAACAACUGAGUAAAAAGGUAAAGUCUGUAUUUAUGUGA
This is a messenger RNA of Alosa alosa (allis shad), 1977 nucleotides long. RefSeq names its product ECSIT signaling integrator (gene ecsit). The record is from RefSeq and is a predicted model, not a curated record. The coding region runs from base 131 to 1498 and encodes 455 amino acids. Gene Ontology annotation, molecular function: protein binding. NCBI's taxonomy places the organism in Eukaryota, Metazoa, Chordata, Actinopteri, Clupeiformes, Clupeidae. Gene Ontology annotation, cellular component: mitochondrion. The transcript is spliced from 8 exons.